AUGCCAUUGAGAAGGGUCACAUUCAGUGGAAGACUUGGAGCUUUCAAUGAGGGCGAAGAUAAAAGGAAAAUCUUCGUGAAAGGAGUCGUUUUCAUGUGUUUGGACAUUUCUAUCACUCUUGCCAUAUCAAUCGCCACUUUCUACUUGUUUGUUAAAAAAGCUGUAGCUCCUUAUGAAAAUGACUUUCCUUGCUCUGACGAGUCAAUACAGAAGACUUUUAAACCCAACACGAUUGGCUUGAAACACUUGCUUUUCGUGUCCUUAGGCUCUCCUUUCUUCCUUAUUUCAGCUGUUGAAGGUUUACUCUUCUUCAAAGCCCAGGGAACCAAUCGACUUGCCAAAUACUUCACAUCAACAACUUUGACCUAUCUGAAAUAUCUUUUAGCUUACGCAUUAUGUACCUUUACUAUGGAAUUCCUUAAGUGUUGGUUCGGACGUUUACGUCCUCAUUUUGUUGCUGUUUGUCAACCUGAUUGGACUAAAAUGGACUGCUCCACUGAUCCCAGUGCUAUAAUUCCUGCAAGCGACAUAGUUUGUCUGAACUCAGACUUCCACAGAGUGAGGACUGCUAGAACUUCGUUUCCUUCCGGACAUACAGCGGCCGCUGUCUUUGUUUGGUUGUUCUAUACUUUCUAUUUGAUCAGGAUGAGUAGAAUAAGCAAUGUGGAAUUGGUAACCAAGAUGAGAAAUAUUAUUCUGCCUGCCAUUACUGCAUGGACUUUGCUCACAGGUAUUACAAGAGUAACUGAUAAUUGGCAUCAUCCUACUGAUGUGUUAGGUGGCAUCAUAUUGGCUCUUGUUUGUUUUGUGCCAUUAUAUUGGAAAACAUGGGUUAAUGCUUCUUCUGUUUAUCAGCGACGCGAAAUAUUCGAAGCGAAAAAAUCUGAAUGA
Messenger RNA from Auanema sp. JU1783, 891 nucleotides. The record is from the annotation of a GenBank genome assembly. NCBI's taxonomy places the organism in Eukaryota, Metazoa, Nematoda, Chromadorea, Rhabditida, Rhabditidae.